Molecule: messenger RNA, 5433 nt
Organism: Tyto alba (common barn owl)
Lineage: Eukaryota; Metazoa; Chordata; Aves; Strigiformes; Tytonidae
Gene: NES
Product: nestin
Biological process (GO): positive regulation of intermediate filament depolymerization
Cellular component (GO): intermediate filament
Molecular function (GO): intermediate filament binding; CCR5 chemokine receptor binding
Source: RefSeq, a predicted model, not a curated record
CCCUCCCUGCCUUCCCACUCCUCCAGAGCCCCGGCAUCUUCCCCGGCAUCUUCCAGCCUUCUCCGACAUCCCCCGGCAGCGCCGGCGCCAGAGCCCCGGCAUCCCCCGGCAGCACCGAUGCUGAGCACGGAAAGUUUCGCAGGGGCGAGAGCCCUGGGCGAGGAGUCGCUGCAGAUGUGGGACCUCAACAAGCGGCUGGAGGCGUACCUGGCCCGCGUGAAGUUUCUGGAGGAGGAGAAUGAGGUGCUGCGAGCCGAAAUCCAGAGUGCCAAGGGCAGCCCCGCCGGGGACUCGUGGCGGGCAAAGUACGAGGAGGAGUUGCGAGCCCUGCGCGAUGCGCUGGAUCAUGCCUUCAGGGAGAAGUGCACGGCCGAGCUGGCCAGGGACAACCUCUACGAGGAGGUUCAGCAGGUGAAAAGCAGGUGCCAGAAGGAGCAAGCAGCCCGAGAAGAAGCCAAGAAGCUGCUGUCCUUGAGCAGGAAGGAGCUGGAGGAGGAGAGGAGAGCGCAGAUCUGGCUGAAGGAGAGAGCCGUGCAGCUGGAGAAGGAGGUGGAAGCCUUGCUGGAGGUGCACGAGGAGGAAAAAGCAGGGCUGGACCAGGAGAUCGCCAGCUUCUCGCAGAGCCUGGAGAGCUUCCGCUGCGCGCCGGUGGCUUUCCAGCCGGUGGAGGUGGAGGACUACUCCAAGAGGCUCUCGGAGAUCUGGAAAGGGGCAGUGGAGACCUACAAGACAGAGGUGUCGCAGCUGGAGGGUUCCCUCUGCCAGGCCAAGGAGAACCUCUGGAAGGCGGUGGAGGACAACCAGCAGAGCCAGCUGCAGCUGCAGCACCUGGAGAAGGACCUGGCGGGGCUCAAAGCACGGAAGGAGAUGCUGGAGGAGAACCUGGCUCGGCAGUGGCAGGAGCAGCGCGGGGAGGCAGAGAAGUUCCAGCUGGCGAUGGAGGCCCUGGAGCAGGAGAAGCAGAGCCUGCGGGUGCAGAUCGCCCAGGUGCUGGAGGACAGGCAGCAGCUCAUGCACCUCAAGAUGUCCCUCAGCCUGGAAGUGGCGACCUACAGGACGCUGCUGGAAGCAGAGAGCACCCGCUUGCAAAUGCCAGCUGGGGAAUACAAGCUGGCCAACGGUUUGCGAGAUCUCAAGCUGGAGGUGAGCAGCGGCAGCAAACUGGCACCGGCGAGCACCGACGCCAGGCGGCUGCUGCCCUGGGACCACCGUGCCAGCCCCUCCAUCUUCUCCAGGGCAGAGGGGAGGGGACAGCCAGCCAAAACCCAAAGCGACUCCCUGACACCCAAAAGCCAGAGCUCUGGCACCAGAGAGCUCCAGAAAAUCAGCUCAGUCCUCCAUGCCACGGCACCGCAGACUGCCAGCACGACCAGGGAGCUGGGUGCCCCCAUCUGCCCCUCGCAGCCUGGCAAAACUGCCCCUCCUCUCUCCCCAGAGCCCCCCAGCCACGUGCCACCGGAGCCAGGGAGCCCAGGGGGUGAGGGUCCUGCCUGGCCGGGGGGAGCCGGGGGUGAGAUGAGCCAAGGGAAGGAGCAUCCUCCACCCGGAGCCACGGCGGAGCCCCACGAUGCCAGCGUGGAGCCCCUGGGAACGGCGCCCGCCCGCAGCCUGCGGUACCCAGCCCAGCUGGUCAGCGAGGCGCUGGAGGAUGCUCUCAAGGAAAUGAAAGACGAUGCUCAGCCCAAAGAAGAGCCCACGCUCAGCGCCGCGUGGGGCCUCCGGGACACCCGUGCCCCCAGCCCCGUUCCCCCCAUAGAGGCUUGUGGAGGGGAUGUUGCAGCGGGGGACGGGGAAGGGCAAGACCCCUCUGAGGGUGCCAGGGAUGGGGAAGCCCCCGAAGUGGAGGAGAGGGCUGGGGAAGCCGUGGUCCAGGGGCUGGGUGCAGAGAGCAGAGCCCUGCGGGAUGGAGCUGCAUCCCCGCCAGGACCACAUCCCUGCGGCACGGCUGCUUCCCGGAGUGCCGCGGCGAGCCAGGAAGAGCUGGGAGUGUGGGAGGAGGAGAUGCCCAGUGUGCUGAGCUCAAGGGAACCAGAAGUGGUGGCCCAGGAAGAGGACACGAGUGACCCUGGUCAGAUGGGGACCACCUGGGAAGAGCCAGAGCAAGAGGAGGACGAGGCCCCAAGCACAGAGGCAUCGCACCCCUCGGAGGAUGAAGAGGAGAGGGGAUCCCGCAGCCCCUGCGGGGAGGACAGUGAUUUCCAGGGCGAAGGAAUGGAUGUGCGAGAGGGGGAGUCCCCGCAAAGGGAAGUCGAAGCUGCUCAUGCUGUCCUCGUGGAAAGCCACCUGGUUUUGCCCACAGAAAGUCACCUGGAAGAGGACUUUGUUGAUGGAGAGCAGGAAAAGUCUGAGCAGCGGCAAAUGCCCAUGUGUGAGAUGGAUCUGGCUGCAGAGGAGGAAAGGGAGCAGGAGACGUGCCUGGGGCAGGAGCCCUCGAGCAUCCAUGAGGCCAUCCCAACAGAAGGGGCUUCAUCAGGGGCUGAAGAAGAUGCCGUGGGAGAGGAGGACCCAGGCAGAGCAAAAGAUGGUGAGGGAGAAAAGGGAGAGGCUGUUGGGGAGGUGCUGGUAGGAGAAGACCUCGGGGCAGGAGAGGCUGCAGGACCUGAAACCUUGGGACACAAGAGCGGAGCCCUGGAGGAGCCUGGGGACCUGCAGGAAAAUGGCUUUGAGGAACAGGUACUGGAGCAGGAGCUGGAGCCAGAGCUGGGAGAGGAGCCCUGGGGCAAGGGGGACAAUGGCAACGGCCAAAAGCCCCGUCCAGAGGACUGGGAGGUGACAGCAGAGGACACAGAGGGGGCUCUGGGGACAGAGGAGCCAGCCUGGGCAGAUGACACCCCAACAAGCGCAGGAGGGCUGGAAAGCGAGGAGAGAGGUGGCACAUCACCAGCAGAGCUGGAGGAAACCCAGGAGGAUGAUGAAGAAGAUGCUGAGAGCCAGGGGAUGAGCCAGCAGCAGCCACCGCCGGAGGCUGAGCCGGCCCUGGAGCUGGCAAGGGACGAGCAGGAUGGCACCACAGGGCAGCCUGCCCAGGCACCCGCAGAUGUCCCCGGGCAAGGGGACAGCCAGGAGCCAGCUGAGGCUCCGGAGGAGCCAGGGGAGGUGCAGGAUGAGGAUGCUGAUGAUGAGCUCGGCUCAGAGCCGGGACAGCCGGAGAGCAGCAGCACCAGCCCCGCGGCACUUCAGCAGGUACCCGGUGACGGCACGGAGAGCGGCGAGGCGGCGGAGGAGGAUGCCGGGAGACCAGGAGAGCUGGAGCUGGUACCGGGGGUGGGCAGGAGGGUGGAGCUGGAGGACACGCUGCCCGACAGCACGCCCUUGCACCUCUACGAAGGGGAGAUGCUGGCUGAGGUGAAACCCAACCAAAACGCUCCGGAGACUGAGGAGACCACAGAGACAGCCCCUGCAUCCAAAAUAGCUCCGGAGGAUGAAGGAUGGCUGGAAGGGAAGGACAAGCCACCAACUCCCACCGUGCCAGAGAGCCAUGAUGAGGAGGCAGGGAUGGAGGUAGCCCCUGUGGCAGAGGGUGCUGAGGAGGAGGAAGGUUAUUUCAUGGUCUCUGCUCCCAACCAAGAGGUGUCCAGCUCGGAGGAAGCUGAGAUCUCUGAGGACUUUGAAGAAAUUAAAGUUGAAGCAAUCGAAGCCAGCAAAGAUGAUCUGGAAGCUCCUGGAGAAGCAUCUCCAGUGCCAGAGGACGAAGGGCACUUUGAGGCGUUUGUUGGUGAAGCAGAUGAAGACAUGAAGAUACCCCCAGAAGAACCUGAGAUGCCAAAGGAUGAGGAUGAGGACGAUGAUGGGGGUUUUACUGCUGAGCUGGAGGAAGGUAUGGCUGAACCCGAGGCAGACCCCGGCUCCCCCAGGGCCGUGGGGCUGUUAGCCGGAGGUGAGGAUGAACCAGCCCGGGGUGCCGCAGGCUCCGGCGCACACAAGGGACCAGGGUGCUCAGAGGACUUGGCUGCCGAAUCGAUCGAGGAGCUCGAUGGCACGGUGGAGCCGGAGAGAGAUGCUGGCACAGCCGAAACGCUCCCAGGCUGCAACCUGGGGCUGGUGGGGCAGGAGGAGGAGGAGGAGGAGGAGGAGGAGGAGCCCGGUACGGCUCACCACGACACGGCCGAGCCCAUCCCGCCGGCAGAGCUGCAGGCCAGGGUGUGCCGGUUUUCUCCGCUGCCCGACCAAGCGGAGCAGACAUCAGAUGAGCAGCCAUUUGUGGAGGAGGAAGCACCAGAUGGUGACAGUCCUCUCCCGGCUGGGGACGAGGAGCCCCCCGAGGCCGACCCACCUCAGCCGGGCUCUGCGCCGGAGCAGGGAGGUUUCCCAGAGAUGAUUGAAGAAAGCCCAGGCGCUGCUGAUCUCUCUGCAAAGGUGCCGGUGGACGUCAUGAAGGACUCGGAUAUUUUGGAAAUAGUCGAGCAAGCCCUGGAGUUCAACCAGGAGCUGGUGAUGGGGGUGAGGGCGGCCGAGGGUGGGCAGCGGGAUUCCCGCGGGACCGAGCUCCCCCAGGACGCUGAGGAAGACUCCUCACCUGCCUCGUCCAGCGAGGAGGAGCCGACGGUGCAGGAGGCACCAGCGGAUGCGGCACCGGGGACGGAGGGUCUGCUUCGGGCCGAGAACGGGCUGCACCGCGAGGCCAGCCUGGAGGACCUGGCCGAAUUCACCGAGGAGGUGCUGAACGGCAUCGCCGGCGUGCCACCGGCGCAGGAGUUCCCCGCGGAGCCUUCGGCCCCCGGCGCGGUGAUGCCCCUGCAGCCCCCCGCUCCCGGCGAUGCCACCGCCGCCAAGCUGGCCGAUGCCACCCCGUGUGGCAAGCACGGCGGAGCCGACACCGUCCCCGUCCCCUCCGCUUUGGGGGACGAUGUCUUGUGCCUCGCGCCCGACCAGCCGCCGGCGUGCCGGCUGAGAGCCGAGCAAGAACCCUGGUCCUUGGGGGACGAGUGACGGCGGCGGCGGGGGACCCCUCCAGUAGCCCCCUCCCUGCCAAAACCCAGCACCCUCACUUCACCCACCCGCCCACCUAACACUUCUCCAUCUCCUUAUGAUUUUUAACAUGUUUGUGUGGAUUUUUUGCACCCCUUUUCAGAGUGAAGAACCACCAAGCUCCAUUCCCCGCCCUGGCCCCCCAGUUUUCGCAUGCUUGCUCCGGGACCCCAGCCUCAUUUUGUGCCCCCUCUGGGUGGGUUGCCGUGGCUAUAUUUAAUUUAAACCCCAUGUUUCCCCCCUUCCCUGUGAUCUCCCCCCCCUCGCCCCCCCAGUGCAUCUGCCCCAGGAAGCCCAGCUGGAGGCUGGGGACCCCCACACGCUGUACCCCGGGACCCAGCACCUCGGGGCAAGGGCACCCCGGGGUCCCCAGCCCCGACCCGCCGACGCUCGCGGGGCUGACCCACGCCGGAUGUAUUCUCUGCCUUGACGUUAAUUUAAUAAAGCCUCCUCCUCCCACACGGA